Arachis stenosperma is the source of this 243-nucleotide messenger RNA. RefSeq lists its product as uncharacterized. NCBI's taxonomy places the organism in Eukaryota, Viridiplantae, Streptophyta, Magnoliopsida, Fabales, Fabaceae. The transcript has 2 exons. The record is from RefSeq and is a predicted model, not a curated record. The coding region runs from base 1 to 243 and encodes 80 amino acids.
AUGGUUAAGAAUCCAGAAGCUGACAAGGUUGUUAGAACAGUAUCCAUGGUGGCAGCUAUAACUGCUUCUUAUUUCCUCUUAACUGCUGAUUAUGAUUAUGGUCCUCAAUCCAAUGUUCUUGAGCCUGUUAAGAAGGGAAUACUUUCAGCAGAAAGUACCGUGAAAGAGUACCUUUUUGGAUCCAAGAAAGAAUCUCAAGAUAAUCAAAUAGAGAAAUUGGACAGCAACAAGGAGCAUCCAUAA